Cercospora beticola is the source of this 970-nucleotide messenger RNA. Its product is annotated as BTB/POZ domain-containing protein. The record is from RefSeq and is a predicted model, not a curated record. Lineage: Eukaryota; Fungi; Ascomycota; Dothideomycetes; Mycosphaerellales; Mycosphaerellaceae. Gene Ontology annotation, molecular function: protein binding.
CAAUCAUCAACACCCCCACCCAAUUGCGCUUAAGAAUCGAGCACACCGAAGUCAACAGACCAAAACACUUCAAAGAUGGCGCCACCGUCGACGCCAGACAAAUAUCCGCCGCGCGAGGCGUUCGAUAAGAUCAUCACCAUCAACGUCGGUGUGAAGACCGAGGACGCAGUCGAGGGCACCAACACUUUCAAGGUGCACAAGGGAGUCCUGUGCUUCUAUUCGGGCUACUUCAAUGCUUGUUUGAACGGCGACUUCGUUGAAGCACGGAGCGGAGUCGUUGACCUCGUGGAGGAGGAUCCGGACAGAUUCAAGGACUUUGUGGGCUGGCUCUACACCAGGCAGCUUCCUGUCGAUCACGAGAGCAAGGACGUGGGCGAACAGUGGAGAGACGUCUUUCGCUUAUGGGUCUUUGCCGACAAACGUCAGGUACCACUACUGGCAAACAGAUGCAUCAACGCUCUUCGGGAGCUUAACGUCGUCCGCUGGUGCGCACCCACCACUGAGCUGCAUUUCGUCUACGCGAACACCACAGCCGAUUCCCUACUCCGCCGCUUCCUGGUUUAUCUCAUCGCGAUGGUAGCAGGCCCUGGAGGUGAUAGGUUGCUUGGCGAUAGUCGCGAUCGCUAUCCUCCCGAUGCUCUUUGGGACAUACUGAAGCUUGUUUGGGGCAACGGUAGCAGCAAGGCCGCGAGUAUGAGCGUUCAAGAAAUCCUGGCCAUCGAUUUGUGCAAGUUCCAUCAGCACGAGGAUGGCGUGCGAUGUCCUCCGGAGAGUACGGCGCACAUCAAGAAGAAAGAGAAGUCCUGAACGACUGGGCUGUCGAAAUGUCAAGUCAAACAGCGGAGACCAAGUAUCGGCCAUAAGCCUCGAGUAUGGCAUGGUCAGCAACAGGUCUGACAGUCGUACGGGAGGCUUGACCAUUUUAGCAAUUCAGAAGAUGAUUACCGCAUGCCUUCGAAUAUGGCAAGCC